This is a messenger RNA of Daucus carota subsp. sativus, 1033 nucleotides long. Its product is annotated as ADP-ribosylation factor. Gene Ontology annotation, cellular component: cytoplasm. The transcript is spliced from 7 exons. Gene Ontology annotation, biological process: intracellular protein transport; vesicle-mediated transport. NCBI's taxonomy places the organism in Eukaryota, Viridiplantae, Streptophyta, Magnoliopsida, Apiales, Apiaceae. Gene Ontology annotation, molecular function: GTPase activity; GTP binding. The record is from RefSeq and is a predicted model, not a curated record. Bases 179 to 724 code for a protein of 181 amino acids.
GGUGGAUCCAAACACAACGCGUAUUAAACCCGCAACAUUCGAUAUCUUUAUAUUCCUGUUUAGGCGUCCCCAACGCAACCCCGACCUAUAUAUACAUUACACACUCAAUUUGUAAAAACACUUUGAAACAACACACAUCUCUCUCCGCCUCUCUCUCCCAUUUUCAGGAUUAUUGAAGAUGGGGCUGUCCUUUACCAAACUCUUUAGUCGGCUUUUUGCCAAGAAAGAGAUGCGCAUACUGAUGGUGGGUCUCGAUGCAGCUGGUAAGACAACCAUUUUAUACAAGCUCAAGCUGGGAGAGAUUGUUACAACCAUUCCAACUAUUGGAUUUAAUGUGGAGACUGUGGAAUAUAAGAACAUCAGCUUCACUGUCUGGGAUGUUGGAGGCCAGGACAAGAUCCGUCCUUUGUGGAGACAUUACUUUCAAAAUACUCAGGGCCUCAUCUUCGUGGUUGAUAGCAAUGAUCGAGAUCGUGUAGUUGAAGCCAGAGAUGAGCUGCACAGAAUGCUUAAUGAAGAUGAAUUAAGGGAUGCUGUCCUACUUGUAUUUGCCAACAAGCAAGAUCUUCCAAAUGCAAUGAAUGCUGCGGAGAUUACUGAUAAACUUGGACUUCAUUCUCUUCGGCAGCGACACUGGUACAUUCAGAGCACAUGCGCCACAUCAGGUGAAGGAUUAUACGAGGGUCUGGACUGGCUCUCGAAUAAUAUUGCAAGCAAGGCUUAGGUUGAUCAGGUUGGGAUCUUCUCUGCAUCAAGACGGGGUUCUUCAUACUCCUAUAUUUUAAUCUGUAAUGACAGUUUGAUAGAGUUUAUUGUAUUUUAUUUGUCCCGAGUGGUGUACCUUGUGCUUCAGAUCUUGUUCCGCUCUCCUUCAAGUUGACUCAUUAUGCCUAGGCGAAAUAUGUAAUGUUUGGGUAAAUUACUUAAAGUGAGCUUUAGGUAAGAAAUGGGUCAGCAAACAUUGAGUGCCUAGGAGGUACUUUUACAUUUUAUACUUGCUACUUUAAGCUAAUAUCAAGUAUUUUAUAAGCAA